GUUUAAGCUUAAUUUUGGAUUUGACUCAUGAAAAAGACGUGUAUCAAAAGUAUAUUAUCAAAAGUAUAUUUUUUCGGAUCAAGAACGGAAGCUGUUGGGAGACUAUUUAAACAAAAAAUACAAAUUUGAAAUAACAGCAUCUAUUCCUAAAAACGUUACUGAUAAUUGGUCUGCUGUUGCUUAACUUGCCAUAAGAAGGGUACUUUUACUGCAUUAAAGUAUAUUUCAAAAUUACAAAGUCUUGAAUCGACAAGCGAGGUGAAUUUUAUAUAUUUUGAGAUAUUUAGACAUGUGGUCCUUACUCUCCAUGAAGAUGCAAGUUUGAUUAAGAAUAUUAUUGAAAACAAUGGUUCCAUUUCAGAGCAAGACGUGUACACCCUCUGGCUUCCCAUCAUUAAGAGGAUUGUAUCUAUAAAAAAGAUAAUCAGAAUGAAACAAGGCGAAACGAUUAACCUAUACACUACCAAACGCAAACAAGCCCAAUAUUUCGAUCACGAAAAAGUAAAAGGAUUUAAAAUUGAUGUACGUUUGCUGCUAAAUUAUGGUCGGAACGAAAUCGAUUUAUGUGCUGAAGAAGUUGCGAUAAAUACCUACGAAACCGACAAGCUUAUCCAUGAUACAUGCUUUUUGGCCAUCAAAAAUGGUAAAAUUUUGAAUGCAACUUAGCCUUGGCCACAACAUCGUUUAUUUCACAACGAAACAUCGGAUUGCUGUUA
Molecule: messenger RNA, 716 nt
Organism: Mucor mucedo
Lineage: Eukaryota; Fungi; Mucoromycota; Mucoromycetes; Mucorales; Mucoraceae
Exons: 2
Coding region: 430-666 (78 amino acids)
Source: RefSeq, a predicted model, not a curated record